AUGGCGGUACCGUACAAUGCAAUAUCACAGUCCUUAUCGGCGAGAAGUAGUUGCUUCAUACCCAAAGCUUAUCGCGUAAGAGAUACUAAGCAGAGAAACAGAUCCAUUGUCGUGUUCGCGUCAAAUGAUAAGAACAUUGCUCUUCAAGCUAAGGUAGAUACCUUGUUGGACCGUAUAAAAUGGGAUGACAAAGGAUUAGCUGUGGCAAUAGCACAAAACGUUGAUACUGGAGCGGUAUUAAUGCAAGGCUUUGUGAACAGGGAAGCCCUCUCUACAACCAUCAGUUCUCGGAAGGCUACAUUCUUCAGUCGAUCAAGGUCAACCUUAUGGACUAAGGGAGAGACAUCCAAUAACUUCAUCAAUAUCCUCGAUGUUUAUAUCGACUGCGAUCGUGAUUCGAUAAUCUACCUCGGGACACCAGAUGGGCCGACCUGUCACACAGGGGCAGAGACUUGCUACUAUACAUCGGUUUUCGAUCAAUUAAAUGAUGAUGAGGCUUCAGGAAACAAGCUAGCAGAAACAACAUUGUACUCACUAGAAUCAAUAAUCUCGAAGCGGAAAGAGGAAUCAACAGUUCCCCAAGAAGGCAAACCGUCAUGGACUCGACGGUUAUUAACAGAUGACGCUCUGCUUUGCUCAAAGAUCAGGGAAGAAGCCGACGAGUUAUGCAGAACACUCGAGGAUAAGGAAGAAGUUCCAAGAACCGCAUCGGAGAUGGCGGAUUUGUUAUACCACGCGAUGGUGCUACUGUCUAAAAGAGAUGUGAAGUUCGAAGAUGUUCUUGAAGUUCUUAGGAAACGGUUCUCUCAAUCUGGAAUCGAAGAGAAGCAAAACCGCAAAAAGUGA
Arabis nemorensis is the source of this 846-nucleotide messenger RNA. The record is from the annotation of a GenBank genome assembly. Lineage: Eukaryota; Viridiplantae; Streptophyta; Magnoliopsida; Brassicales; Brassicaceae.